AAUUCAUAAAAUGAGUUCCAGUCGUGGUGCCAGUAGAAAAUCUCCUGCUGGUUCUACUAGACUCAAACCAAAUGCCAACUUCUUGAAUUCUCCUAGUGAAAGUGAUGGGGUAGGUAAGGAGGGGACUGUACCAGAAUCCUUAUUGAAAGAAGCUCGAAAAACCGGUUCACUGAACCUGUCAAACAGGGGCAUUAGUGUUAUUCCUCCUAAACUGUGGAGACUCAAUAUUGAUCCUCCUGAUGGUAGUACUGCUUCAUUUGAUGUUGAUGAGAGAUGGUGGGACCAGGUGGAACUGACUAGACUGGAUCUAUCAUCUAACGAAAUCAAAGAAAUAUCUGAAGAUAUUGAAAACUUUAAUUCAUUGUCAGCGCUUGAGGUCCAGUACAAUGAGUUAACAUGUCUACCUAAUAAUGUGAUCAAACUGGAUAAACUAUCUAAAAUAUUUGCAAGUUAUAAUAAACUACAGUGUUUACCAGUAGACAUUGGUCAGUUGACUAACUUACAGUCUCUCAAUAUAUCACACAAUUCACUAACUGUUCUACCACAGUCAAUCACUAGUCUCUCGUACCUAGAGGAACUGGAUAUAAGUGGUAAUUCCUUGGAGGCAUUACCUGAUGGUCUUGAGAGGUUGACAGUUUUAAGAACUUUUAAUUUAUCGGAGAAUAGAUUGAACGAGAUACCACCUAACCUCGGAGAAAUGAGGAAUUUGACUAAAUUAUCGCUAUCUGAAAACAAGUUAAAAGCAUUACCACCUUUGGUUGGGUUGGAGAGGAUUACUGAGAUUGAUUUAAGUCAAAACCAAUUGAAUGAAUUCCCAAUCAUUAGACCAGGAAACACAUUAAAGUCUCUAUUAUUAUCAUUUAAUAAGAUUCAGACAUUACAAGAUGAUAGACUCACUCACUUGUCUUCUCUCACUAUAUUAACUCUGAGAGAGAACAAACUAACAAUGCUACCGGACUCGAUUGUCCAGUUAAACAAGUUAGAGAGACUGGAUUUAACUAAUAAUGAUUUAUCAACGUGAGAGAAGGAGAAAGAGAAAGCUUGA
Molecule: messenger RNA, 1045 nt
Organism: Amphimedon queenslandica
Lineage: Eukaryota; Metazoa; Porifera; Demospongiae; Haplosclerida; Niphatidae
Product: leucine-rich repeat-containing protein 40-like
Exons: 9
Coding region: 11-1021 (336 amino acids)
Cellular component (GO): cytoplasm
Molecular function (GO): protein binding
Source: RefSeq, a predicted model, not a curated record